This is a messenger RNA of Biomphalaria glabrata, 2565 nucleotides long. RefSeq lists its product as uncharacterized. The coding region runs from base 315 to 1463 and encodes 382 amino acids. Lineage: Eukaryota; Metazoa; Mollusca; Gastropoda; Planorbidae. The transcript has 3 exons. The record is from RefSeq and is a predicted model, not a curated record.
GGUCAGUCUCGUCAUUUCAACUGGGAAUAGUUUUUUGAGUCUUCUAUAUUUGCUGUCAAUUUAACCCCUUUUUGUUGCACUGUAUAGAAAAUGAAUCAUUAUAGUGUAGGCUUAUUCUCCAAUCAUACAGUAAGACUUCAUAGAGACUUCAUACAGAGUUCAUACAGACUUCAUAGAGACUUCAUAGAGACUUCGUACAUGCUUCAUACAGACUAGACUUAAGGGCACCUACGAGUCCAGGUUGUGUUGCUGAAAGUUACCUAGUGAGAUUUUAAUACAGACGAUAUUUACCCAAACUUUUGGUGCAAGACUCAAUGCUAAAUCUGAACAUGUUGUACAUUGCAGCUUGCAAGUGUUGUGUUGUACUAUUGUUGCUUUGCGUUGCAAACGUCCUGUGCUAUCAAUUAAAUGUGGACCGGAGAACAGCCCUGCAGACUGGUGAAGAUAGAAAUGAAACCAAUAACGAUACGUAUCUUACUGAAGCUGGUCAAGUGAAAGACACUGUAUGCAAAGAUUCCCAGUUGACCGUCCAAGCCAGCCAACUACUGGAGUGUGUACUCACUUCCUGGACGUUUGAGUGCGAUUCAUCCGAACUGACCGGCUUUGUGAUCACUUAUCACUUCAACGGGAGCCAGUGUGGGCAAACCCAGCUGCUGGAGCCAAGGCUGAGAAGGCUCGAGGUGUCGAUGGAGGGCAGAGAGCUACCCUCCAAGGUCUGCGUGCAUGCCAUGAGCAAAGGAGGCGAAAUCAAGUAUGAGUGUGGCGUUCCCUAUGUCGAAAAUGUCGCAGUAUUAGUUUGUAUUGGGGUAGCCAUUCUAUUUGCAAGUCUUAGUGUUCCACUCAUGCUCUGCAUUUGUUGUAGCGAUGAUAGUUAUGGUCUCCUUGAAAUGCAUGACCUAAUAUUGGAAAAAGAAAUGGAGAGGCAUGUCUUAGACAAGAUCUAUGCAGGCAAGACAGGCGAUGUUGGCCUGAUAAAAGCAAUGAAGAAGUAUGUCUUAGACAAGAUCAAAGCAGGCAAGACAUGCGACGCUGGCCUGAUAAAAGCAAUGGAGAUGUAUGUUAUAGACAUGACCAAAGCAGGCAAGGCAUACGAUGUUGGUCUGAAAGAAGCAUUAGAGAUGUAUGUUAUAGACAUGAACAAGACGCGCGCUGGCCUGAACAAUCCUAAUGGUCACGACACUGCUUUGUAUUCACAUGACCAGAGCGAUAAAAGUCAUGACGGGAAAGAUGUUCUCAGACGUGCUGAUCAAAUAAAAGAAAACUGUCACCCUGUUGCAUCUUCUUUGAAUGGCCAUGGGGUUCUCAAAGUUGAAGAAUCUUCUCAACAAGUGGAGGCUGCUACUAUGAAUCAAGAAGUAGCCACUACAGAGUACGGCCAAGAAAAACGUAUUGCAGAUAAUCGCCCUGGUCAAGACAUAGACGAAUCAUCAAAAAAGGCAGACGUAAACAUCACACGAUUGUAAACCAGGGAAUAGUCCAUCAUCUAAACUUGACGACUAUUUUAGAAAUUUGACGUUGACGUUGCGUCACACUCAGACCGCUUCCAUAUUUUAUAUUUUACUUUCUCUUGUUUUGUAUUGAGUCUAUUAAUCAAGCAUUAUGUAAAACACAUUAUCCUCCAAGAAGGUUGGUGUUAUUGAUAUUCAUGUAUAAUAUUUACUCCACAUAAUAAAUAUUGUUUUAUGGUUCAAUGAAAAAUGAAGCUUAAAGCUGUGCUGUAGUAAGGAGAGUGCAAUUUUUAUCCAAAGUGUAUAUUUAGCAUUAUCAACAAUUAUUACAUGAUUACCAGCUAGUAUUACCUAGUAAUAUGUAUAUACAUAAAUAUAAUGAUGUUUUUUUUUUCUAUAUCAAAAUCUUUAUAGUACCACAAUUUAUUUUUCUACAAGAAAUGAUAUGAAACAGUAAAAAGAGCGAGUAACUUAUAAAUAAUUUCAUUUAUUGUAUUCCUGAGAUGAACUCUAAUUGGUGGCAAGACUGGAAGGAUCAGUCCUCCCGUAGAGCCUUGGCGAGAAACUCUGCUGCUAGGCGUAGUGCCUUUAAGCUCCCAUACAGUUAUUCAUUGUAUUCAGAAAUAUGCAGCACCCAUUUUUCACUUUUUAGAGGCACGAACAUUCGGAUGCAGUAUAUAUUCACACUGCAAGUCACAACGGGAAAAAAGUGUGAAUCAGAUUAAUUCUUUUCACAUCUACUGAAGCUUUGUCGAUGCUUGAUACAUCAUCAAAAAAGCACGCAGAUAUCAAGAUGUCUAUGUUAUCAGGAAACAAAACAACAAUAUUUUACAUAAGAUUUAGAGAAUCUUAAAAAGACAAACUUUUUCAAAAUAAAGUGCCGCUUAGAUUCGGUAGAAAACUUUUUUUUUUGCAAAAAGUAGAGUAAACUCUUGAAGUCGGGUUCAGAAACUCAAUACUCGAGAAUUUAGGCACACUUUAUUAAUAUUUUUUAUUUUUAUACAAAGAAAAAAAAAUUGUAUUAUUCAAUGUUGUUUUUUUUUUACAUUUUUUUCAAAGUGAUUUCAGAGUUUUCUUUUGUUAUGUUUUUUUUCUAAAAUAAAUACAGCACACCAAA